AUGCAUAUUCCUACUUUCCGGUCUCUCGUUUGCCUUUCUUUGCUCACUGUCCCUUACGCAUCGGCUAUUCCUCUUGAUGAGAACCUUUGGCCUAGGGCUGCUACCACAUGUAAUUCCAACGAUAUAAAGACCGUGAACAAGAGCAACAAGCAACCGAUGACAUACUGCAAAUCAUGGCUAUCCACCAAGCAAUCAAAGUCGACAGUAAAGGAUCUCUCGGUUGCCCAAGUAAGCAGUGCUUGCACAUGCAUUCUGGCAUCUGCUUCGUCAUCCCCUGCUGCUGCUGCGAAGAAGACGACCGCUAGCACCAAGAAGACAACGAGCGCUACGAAGAAGGCAACAAGCACCACAAAUAAGAUUUCGUCGACCAGCAAGGCGACAUCGUCCACGAAAAAGACCACCUCAUCCACGAAAAAGGCAAGGACCUCGAUCAAAACAGCCCUCAAACAGGUCUCCAUCACAACCAAGGCAUCAUCUUCGUCUACGGAGAAGGCGUCAUCAUCAUCUACGAACAGACCAUCUUCGUCUUCUACGCAAAAGACAUCCUCCACACAAAAGACCAGCACCUCCAGCAAGAAGACCACGACAACAGCUUCCACGUCGAAGCUGUCAACCUCGGCACAGAAGACUACCAUCAAAUCGACCAGUGUCACGAGCCAGAAGCCAGCUCUGACGUCUGCCUCGAUCAAGCAGAGCAGUAGCAGCAGCUCCACUGCAGCUGGCUCAAGUCUCUCGUCAUCCAAAAUCACCGCAAGCUCAUCUAUUCGCUCCAUCAUCUCAAGCUCGUCUUUCGCUUCUUCGUCGUCAUCCAGUACUUCAUCUUCCUUCGUUGCCCCAUCAGGAAGUGCUAUUCCAACAGAUCCAGUAACAAGUGUUGUUGCCAAUCAAAAAGCGCCUGCCUCAGUCUCGACGCGAGCAUCGUCAGGUGCUCAAUCAUCCUCCAAUGUCGCGGCUUCGAGCCAGACUUCUUCGGCAAUCACUAACUCAAAGGAUGCAUCGACUGGCAGCGACAUCGUCACAAAUGGAAAUUUCAACCAAGGCUCUACCGCUGGCUGGCACGGAGCACGGGCUUAUGGCACCAAAUUCAACGUAGCUUCGCUCGCUGGCGACUCGAACUACGAGGCACUUGUCAAGUACGCACUGGUUGUGAACGACAAUGCAAGUGGUCAGCUUUACCAGAAUGUGACCAUUCCUGCCAACUCGGCCUGGCAGCUCGGUGCCGACGUCUAUCUCAAUUACCCUAACGGUCUUCCUGCCGGCGUUUCUUGUGUCAUCAAAUACAGUCUGGGCAGCGAUGCAAUUAUCCUUAAGCAAUACGGCGUCGCAUCUUCUAGUGGUGCAGUUCUGUCCGACACCGCUUCUGGACAAUUAUCAACAGGUUUCACUGGCAGGUUCCAGAUCGACACCUACUGCAGCACCACCACUUCAGCUGCAAGCUUUGCUCUGGGCUUUGGCAACAUCCAGCUUCUCAUCUCGGACGCUGGAAGCGCAGCAACUUCGACUACUGCAGCUUCAAACGCUGCUCUCGCUACAGCUCCAGCAUCCUCGACGACGAGCUCGGCAGCAAGCGCCAGUGCAACAUCCACUAACAUGCUGACCAACGGCAACUUCGGUUCAGGUGACUACACAGGCUGGGCCCUGUUCCGCCUGGGCAAUCCCACUUUUGCAAUCCAAGGCAACCCUGGUACCUAUGUCAGUUAUAUCACAUUCCCCGCCGGCGGCGAUGCAAACUCCCAGGCUUCUCUUAUGCAACAGUCUGCAACUGCGAUCGCUGGCAAGACAUAUACUGUCUCCAUGGGUCUUCUUCUCAAUUAUCCAUCUGGUCUGCCCAACGAUGGUUCUUCUUGCAGCUUACAAGUGUACUUUGUCGAUUCCAAUGGUUUCGGCAUGUCGUUCGUCCAGACGACAUACAAAAACGGCGACGCGGCGUACCAGAGUAUUUCUGGCACUGGUUCGGUCAACAAUGGUUUCAACGGCGUUUUCGAUAUUUUGAUCAGGUGUUAUGGCAGUGCGUCGGCGAUUGUCGCAGGUGUCGAGGAUGUACAGCUUCUCGAGUCUUAG
This is a messenger RNA of Aureobasidium subglaciale EXF-2481, 2061 nucleotides long. RefSeq lists its product as uncharacterized. The coding region runs from base 1 to 2061 and encodes 686 amino acids. The transcript has 2 exons. Lineage: Eukaryota; Fungi; Ascomycota; Dothideomycetes; Dothideales; Saccotheciaceae. The record is from RefSeq and is a predicted model, not a curated record.